Molecule: messenger RNA, 7000 nt
Organism: Castor canadensis (American beaver)
Lineage: Eukaryota; Metazoa; Chordata; Mammalia; Rodentia; Castoridae
Gene: Iqgap1
Product: IQ motif containing GTPase activating protein 1
Biological process (GO): epidermal growth factor receptor signaling pathway; regulation of GTPase activity; fibroblast migration
Cellular component (GO): nucleus; cell cortex
Molecular function (GO): GTPase activator activity; calmodulin binding; actin filament binding
Source: RefSeq, a predicted model, not a curated record
GCCCGCGCACUCUGCAGGAGCUUGCAGCUGCCGCCGCCCGUGUCUUCAAGGUCUCACCGUUUCCUCACCAGAGACCCGGGCUCGGCCGCCAUGUCCGCCGCGGACGAGGUUGACGGGCUGGGCGUGGCCCGGCCGCACUAUGGCUCUGUCCUGGAUAACGAGAGGCUUACUGCCGAGGAGAUGGAUGAAAGGAGACGGCAGAAUGUGGCUUAUGAGUACCUUUGUCAUUUGGAAGAAGCAAAGAGGUGGAUGGAAGCCUGCCUAGGUGAAGAUCUGCCGCCUACCACAGAACUGGAGGAGGGGCUUAGGAAUGGAGUCUACCUUGCCAAUAGGAAACUUCUUCUCACCAAGGUGGUGUCCCUGAAAAAAAUCUAUGAUCGAGAGCAGACCAGAUAUAAGGCAACUGGCCUCCACUUCAGACACACGGAUAAUGUGAUCCAGUGGUUGAACGCCAUGGAUGAGAUUGGACUGCCCAAGAUUUUUUACCCAGAAACCACAGACAUCUAUGACCGGAAGAACAUGCCGAGAUGUAUCUACUGUAUCCAUGCACUCAGUUUGUACCUGUUCAAGCUCGGCCUGGCCCCUCAGAUUCAAGACCUGUAUGGAAAGGUUGACUUCACAGAAGAAGAGAUCAACAACAUGAAGACUGAACUGGAGAAGUACGGGAUCCAGAUGCCCGCCUUCAGCAAGAUUGGGGGCAUCCUGGCUAAUGAGCUGUCCGUGGACGAAGCCGCGCUGCAUGCUGCUGUCAUCGCUAUUAACGAAGCUAUUGACCGGAGAAUCCCAGCUGACACAUUUGCAGCUUUGAAGAACCCCAAUGCCAUGCUUGUAAAUCUUGAAGAGUCCCUGGCAUCCACCUACCAGGAUGUACUCUACCAGGCCAAGCAAGACAAAAUGACAAACGCUAAAAACAGGACUGAAAAUUCUGACAGAGAAAGGGAUGUUUAUGAGGAGCUGCUCACUCAAGCUGAAAUUCAAGGCAACAUAAACAAAGUCAACACAUUCUCUGCAUUAGCGAGUAUCGACCUGGCUUUGGAGCAGGGAACAGCGCCUGCCUUGUUCAAGGCUCUGCAGUCACCAGCUCUGGGCCUGCGUGGGCUGCAGCAGCAGAACAGUGACUGGUACUUGAAGCAGCUCCUGAGCGACAGGCAGCAGAAGCGAGAGCGUGGUCAGGCUGACCCCCUGCAGAAGGAGGAGGUGCAGUCCAGUGUGGACGCUGCCAACAGUGCUGCCCAGCAGUAUCAGAGAAGGUUGGCCGCAGUGGCAGCCAUCAAUGCUGCCAUCCAGAAGGGUGUUGCUGAGAAGACUGUGCUGGAGCUGAUGAAUCCCGAAGCCCAGCUGCCACAGGUGUAUCCAUUUGCGGCUGAUCUGUAUCAGAAGGAGCUGGCCACCCUGCAGCAGCAGAGUCCUGAACACAGCCUCACCCAUCCGGAGCUCUCUGUUGCUGUGGAGAUGCUGUCAUCAGUGGCCCUUAUAAACAGGGCCUUGGAGUCGGGAGACAUGAGCACCGUAUGGAAGCAGUUGAGCAGCUCAGUUACAGGCCUCACCAAUGUCGAGGAAGAAAACUGUCAGAGGUAUCUCGAUGAGCUGAUGAAACUAAAAGCACAAGCACAUGCUGAGAACAACGAGUUUAUUACGUGGAAUGACAUCCAAGCUUGCGUGGACCAUGUGAACCUCGUGGUGCAAGAGGAACAUGAGCGGAUUUUGGCCAUUGGUUUAAUCAACGAGGCCCUGGAUGAGGGUGACGCCCAAAAGACCCUGCGGGCCCUGCAGAUCCCUGCCGCUAAGCUCGAGGGGGUCCUUGCCCAAGUGGCUCAGCAUUACCAGGACACGCUGAUCAGAGCAAAGAGAGAGAAAGCCCAGGAAACCCAGGAUGAGUCAGCUGUGUUAUGGUUGGAUGAAAUUCAAGGUGGAAUCUGGCAGUCCAACAAAGACACGCAAGAAGCAGAGAAGUUUGCUUUAGGAAUCUUUGCCAUUAAUGAGGCAGUAGAGAGUGGUGAUGUUGGCAGAACACUGAGUGCCCUUCGUUCCCCGGAUGUCGGCUUGUAUGGAGUCAUCCCUGAGUGUGGUGAAACUUACCAGAGUGACCUUGCUGAAGCCAAGAAGAAAAAACUGGCAGCAGGAGAUAACAACAGCAAGUGGGUGAAGCACUGGGUGAAGGGUGGAUAUUACUAUUACCACAAUCUGGAGACCCAGGAAGGAGGAUGGGAUGAACCUCCAGACUUCGUGCAGAAUUCUCAGGAGCUUUCUCGGGAGGAGAUCCAGAGUUCCAUCUCUGGGGUGACUGCUGCGUAUAACCGAGAACAGCUUUGGCUGGCCAACGAAGGCUUGAUCACCAAGCUGCAGGCUUGCUGCCGAGGGUACUUGGUUCGACAGGAAUUCCGAUCCAGGAUGAACUUCCUGAAGAAGCAAGUCCCUGCCAUCACCUGCAUUCAGUCACAGUGGAGGGGGUACAAGCAGAAGAAGGCAUAUCAAGACCGCUUGGCUUACCUGCGCUCCCACAAGGACGAGGUUGUGAAGAUCCAGUCCCUGGCAAGGAUGCACCAAGCUAGAAAGCGCUACAGAGAUCGCCUGCAGUAUUUCCGAGACCAUAUCAAUGACAUUAUCAAAAUCCAGGCUUUUAUUCGGGCGAACAAAGCUCGCGAUGACUACAAGACUCUGAUCAGUGCUGAUGAUCCUCCUAUGAUUGUGGUCCGAAAGUUUGUCCACCUCCUGGACCAGAGUGACCAGGACUUUCAGGAGGAACUUGAUCUCAUGAAGAUGCGGGAAGAAGUCAUCACCCUCAUUCGUUCCAACCAGCAGCUGGAGAAUGACCUCAACCUCAUGGACAUCAAAAUUGGACUGCUUGUGAAAAAUAAAAUCACACUGCAGGAUGUGGUUUCCCACAGUAAGAAGCUUACCAAAAAGAACAAGGAGCAGCUGUCUGACAUGAUGAUGAUAAACAAGCAGAAGGGGGGCCUCAAGGCCCUGAGCAAGGAGAAGCGGGAGAAGCUGGAGGCCUACCAGCACCUGUUCUACCUGCUGCAGACCAAUCCCACCUACCUGGCCAAGCUGAUUUUUCAGAUGCCCCAGAACAAAUCCACCAAGUUCAUGGACUCUGUGAUCUUCACACUGUACAACUAUGCGUCCAACCAGCGAGAGGAGUACUUGCUCCUGCGGCUCUUUAAGACAGCACUCCAGGAGGAGAUCAAGUCAAAGGUGGAUCAGAUUCAAGAGAUCGUGACAGGAAACCCUACAGUCAUUAAGAUGGUUGUAAGUUUCAACCGUGGAGCACGGGGUCAGAAUGCCCUGAGACAGAUGCUGGCCCCUGUGGUGAAGGAGAUCAUGGAUGACAAGUCACUCAACAUCAAGACUGACCCUGUGGAUAUUUACAAGUCAUGGGUUAACCAGAUGGAGUCUCAGACGGGGGAGGCCAGCAAACUGCCCUACGAUGUGACCCCUGAGCAGGCUCUGGCUCAUGAAGAAGUGAAGACGCGGCUGGACAACUCCAUCAGGAACAUGCGGACUGUGACAGACAAGUUCCUGUCAGCCAUUGUCAGCUCUGUGGAUAAAAUCCCUUACGGGAUGCGCUUCAUUGCCAAGGUGCUGAAGGACUCCCUGCACGAGAAGUUCCCCGAUGCUGGUGAGGACGAGCUGCUGAAGAUCAUCGGUAACUUGCUGUAUUACCGGUACAUGAACCCAGCCAUUGUUGCUCCAGACGCCUUCGACAUCAUCGAUCUGUCAGCAGGCGGCCAGCUCACAACAGACCAGCGGCGCAACCUGGGCUCCAUUGCGAAGAUGCUGCAGCAUGCAGCCUCCAAUAAGAUGUUCCUGGGCGAUAACGCCCACCUGGGCGUCAUCAACGAGUACCUCUCCCAGUCCUACCAGAAAUUCAGACGGUUUUUCCAAACUGCAUGUGAUGUGCCAGAGCUCCAGGAUAAAUUCAACGUGGAUGAGUAUUCUGAUCUGGUGACCCUCACCAAGCCAGUGAUCUACAUUUCCAUUGGUGAAAUCAUCAACACCCACACUCUCCUGUUGGACCACCAGGACGCCAUUGCUCCAGAGCACAAUGAUCCAAUCCAUGAGCUGCUGGACGACCUUGGCGAGGUGCCCACCAUCGAGUCGUUGAUAGGGGAAAGCAGUGGCAACUUCAAUGACCCAAGUAAAGAGGCGCUGGCCAAGACAGAGGUCUCUCUCACACUCACCAACAAGUUUGAUGUGCCUGGAGAUGAAAACGCAGAGAUGGAUGCCCGGACCAUCUUACUGAACACAAAGCGUUUAAUCGUGGAUGUCAUCCGGUUCCAGCCAGGAGAGACCCUGACUGAAAUCCUAGAAACACCAGCCUCCAGUGAACAGGAAGCAGAACAUCAGAGGGCCAUGCAGAGACGUGCUAUCCGUGAUGCCAAAACUCCUGAUAAGAUGAAAAAGUCAAAAUCUCUGAAGGAAGACAGCAACCUCAGCCUUCAAGAGAAGAAGGAGAAGAUCCAGACAGGCUUGAAGAAGCUAGCAGAGCUCGGAACUGUGGACCCAAAGAACAAAUACCAGGAGCUGAUUAACGACAUUGCCAGGGAUAUCCGCAAUCAGCGGCGGUACCGACAGAGGAGGAAAGCAGAGCUGGUGAAGCUGCAGCAGACGUAUGCAGCUCUCAACUCCAAAGCCACCUUUUACGGAGAGCAGGUGGAUUACUACAAAAGCUACAUCAAAACCUGCUUGGAUAACCUUGCCAGCAAGGGCAAGGUCUCCAAAAAGCCUAGGGAAAUGAAAGGAAAGAAGAGCAAAAAGAUUUCACUGAAGUACACAGCAGCAAGGCUGCAUGAGAAAGGCGUUCUCCUGGAGAUCGAGGACCUGCAGGUGAACCAGUUUAAAAAUGUUAUCUUUGAAAUCAGUCCAACAGAGGAAGUUGGAGACUUUGAAGUGAAAGCCAAAUUCAUGGGCGUACAGAUGGAGACUUUCAUGUUACAUUAUCAGGACUUGUUGCAGCUACAGUAUGAAGGAGUUGCAGUCAUGAAAUUAUUUGACAGAGCUAAAGUAAAUGUCAACCUCCUGAUCUUCCUCCUCAACAAAAAGUUCUACGGGAAGUAAUCGGUCACGUGCUGGCAGCCCAGAGGACGAGGGAAAGAAAUCCCACAGCCACCUUCCGGGACCCUUUCUGACCUGGCCCACAAGGUGCCUUGGUCCCAUUCGCUCCCAACGUCCUUUCGCUCUGACGGGACCCUUGUGGCCCUUUCUAUGGUAGUGAAAUUCACCCUUCCUCUCCCCUGUGGUUCCUUUGUUUUCUUUUAACUCUUGGGGGAGCAGAAACCCCACCAAGAUCCCCUUUUCUUACAGCCUGUGCUGUGAGCUUCGGUGUCUGUUUUAGCAAUAAAUUCCCAUUAGUGAGACGUGAAAGCUGUUAGCACAAUAACAUACACCCACGAUGUCCAGUUAAAGUGUCAGCUUGCAAAAUCCUUGCUAUUUCUCUCCUAGCAGUAAAACCAGAGGAUGUAGGGAGUCUUAGUUCUCUUUCAUCUGUUUUCCUCUGUGGGCAGGAGGUCAGUCAAGUCACUGUUCUUUGUUCAAAUGAAGACGUUUUAGAGAAGGAGAUACUGCUUUUAACCUUUACCAUCAUAUCUGGGCUGUUUUUAUAGAGAGUGACAGCCCACUGAUAGCUCUCAGCUGGCAGGUGAAUUUAGAGCACCGUUGUCACAGCUCAGAGAUGGACUCCAUCCCCACUGCAGAGGAAGGGCGAGCCCUAACGUAGAAUGUCUGUCUUAAGAGUGCCUUAUUAAAGCACAGAUUUAUUUCUUAGCUUGUGAGUGAUAGGUGCUUUAAAGAUUUAUGUAAUGCUUUAAAAGCCUUUACAGUACUCUGAGAAAAGGAUUUUUUAAACAUUGAUUUAUCUGUAUAUCUGAACUCUUAAAACUUUGGUGUAUCUGAAACACUAGGAUUUGUCUGCAGGAUUGCAGAAAGAGAAUCCUGCCCUCAAUAGGUAAAAUGAUGACCAGGCAACCAUGUCGCACUUGAGAUUAAAAAUUCUAAUUCUCACUCCUUUCUCUGUUGCCCACGUUUGUGUCUGUUUGCCAGUCCCCAGUUUUAAAGGCUGAAUCAGAAACAGUUCCAAACAUUGAAUUUAGAAGCUUUGUUCUUGGAUAAAGUCACACCUUUUUACAAACGUGUUUAUCCAGGAGAUCAGACCGGUCAUGCUGCUGAGCCUCGGUUUCCUCUGGCACUUUGGUUCAGUGGUUUGUUUUUGUUUUUAUUUUUAUCAUAAAACUUAACUAACAUCGAAAUUUUACUGGUAUAUAUUUAAGGCCAAUAAACUGUUUAAUUAAUAACCAAUUAUGUGGUGUGUCCCUCUUACAAAUGAAAGUCUUGGACAAGUGUUUUUUUUCUACAAUGGACUGUCUCCUGAGCCAGGUCCACGGGUGCAGGCCAUAGGGAGUGCCAGAGAAGGACAAUUAUUUCAGUAAACAUUUCCCUCAGAUUAAAAAAAAGAUGCUAACCAGGCAUGGUGGUACACACCUAUAAUCCCAGUACUCAGGAGGUGAAGGCCGGAGGAUCACAAGGACAAGGCUAGCCUGAGUUCCAUAGCCACAUUCUGUCUUAAACAAAGAUGCAUUGCCACAAAAACUGGGACUGACGCAAGUGUGUCAAGCGUGUUUCCUUAGAAGAAGACACCCGUCCCAAACACCUUCCCUCAGGCCAGAUCCAAGACAGACGACCAGGAAGAAGCUUCAGUUCUCUGAGCACACGUUCAAUGCAAGGCAGCACGGUGCUGUGGGCUGUGUAGAACUCAGUGCCACAGCACGGAGGCCCCAGCAACCGCAAGUGCAGUAGCGCUUUCCUUGCACUGUAGCCUCUGUCUGUCUCUCCUCCUCUGACCUUCUCUUUGAGCAGCCAUCGUGACAUUUACUGGGAAUUUACUUCCUCCCAUCAGAUUGUGACUACACACAAUUGCCUUUGUAUCUCCUUAUGAAAUAAAAGGUCAUUUGUUCCUGUUUGUGUUUAUUUUUCUCAGUUUCAUUGUUAACCGUGCCUGCUA